CCUCGUGAACGCGCACUCGUGUUCCCGUGGACUCGCCCGUUAAUGCUGCUGGUGUUGUGAGCGGUCACGAGCGCUCGUGUUUGUGUUUUUCCGCCGUUUCCCGACAUCUGGAUUCAUUUAUUCUGAAAAAUAAAAUAAACGGAAUGCGGAUUUUCACGCGUGUGUCCACUCCGAGGAUUUCACAGCACUGGAUUAACGUGUGUGUUUCAGGCGCGGACAGAAACGUGCUGAGAGCUUUUGUUCGCCGGUGAAGCUCUUACACACACACACACACACACACACACACACACACUCACACUCACACCCACCCACACACACACACACACACACACACUCACACACACACACACACACACACUCACACUCACACCCACACACACACACACACACACACUCACACACUCACACACACACACACACACACAUCAUGUCAUCCUCUGAACUGGACUACAUCCCUCCGUGGUGGAUUUAUUGGCUUCACCAGUUUCCUCACAUCAAUCUGAGACUGCAACAAAUCAACAAUACCUUCAACCUUCAGGAGGAAAACUACCAGCAGUCUCUGCUCUUCCUGGUGUGUGUCUCCUCGGCUGCCCUCGGGGUGAAUCUCCUCGCCCUCGCUCUCUAUCUGAGUUUCCUGUGCUGCUGUCAGAGGAGCAGCGAGGCUGAGGAUGAGGACGGGACGAAGAAACCAAACUCGCACUGCGUCACCUGGACGGCCGUCACCGCUGGACUUCUCAGCUGCAUCGCAGUUGGGGUGGGUUUCUAUGGUAACAGUGAAACCAACGAUGGAGUGUAUCAGCUGACCUACUCCCUGUACAACACCAACCGCACACUGGUGGGAGUGGAAACACUGGUUUCUUCAACACUGGGUGGGAUUCAGACUGGAAUGAAGGAACACUUGUCCCGACUGGAUGAGAUCUUCGCCACGCGAGGUGACUAUAUGAAGACGCUGAAGUUCGUGCAGCAGAUGGCGGAGAGCCUGAUUAAAAAUCUCUUAGGCCUGCCGGACUGGGACCAGGCCAAAGUGGACCUGACUGACAUCGCUGACCGCACCGCAGCCGUGGAGUACUACAGGUGGCUGACCUAUCUGCUGAUUCUCAUAGCUGAUCUGCUCAUCUGUCUGUUAGCAUGUCUCGGUCUGGCCAAGAAAUCACGCUGCCUUCUGACAACCAUGAUGGUGUUUAGCAUGCUAAUUCUGAUAGUGAGCUGGGCGUCUCUGGGGGUCGAGGUAGCGACAGCGGUGGGCAUCAGUGAUUUCUGUGUGUCUCCAGACAAGUUCAUCAUGAACCAGACUAAAGAUGCAAUCAGCUCAGAUAUUGUUCAUUAUUACCUGUACUGCAGUCAGACUCUCCCCAAUCCAUUCCAGCAGUUUCUCCCGCAGUCUCUGACGCUCAUCCAGAGAUCUCUGACCACCAUGCAGAUUCAGGUUCAGGGGUUAUUACAGUUUGCCGUGCCUCUCUUCCCUACCGCUGAGAGUGAUCUCCAAGGUCUUAAGCUCAUGUUGAACAAUUCUGAGGCACAACUACAUCAGAUUACUGCUCUACUCGACUGCAGAGGAAUCAAUAAGGACUAUCUGGAUGCUCUCAUGGGUGUGUGUUAUGACGGUGUAGAGGGGCUGCUGUAUCUCUGUCUUUUCUCUCUGCUGUCCGUCACUGCCUUCUGCAUCAUGAUGUGUGUGAUACCACGAGCAUGGAGACAAAUCAACAACCGAGAAGGGGAUUAUGGGGAUUUUGAGGACUCAGACCCCUUCAGCUCUCGAGCCCAGACGGAGAACCUGCACACUUUUUACAGCUACAGCAGCAGCCAGAACAGCCUUCACUCACCACCGGCUCCACCCACCUCCAACAUUAAUCAGUCGUCAGUGUUUGGGGGAAAUGCCCGCUUUGAGGAUGCUCCUCUAAUAAACCGAGGAUCUCCUCCUCCCUCAUAUUCUCCCACUAUGCGAGCCAACUACCUCUCCAUGACAGAAGAUCAGAUGAGACACUUUGGCGAGGAUUUUAGGGCCUGAACGUCUUCAUGAUCUUCACACACACACACACACCAGUGUGUUUAGUGUGUUAUUAUCCUGGACCACAUGUCCCCAUGAGGAUAGAAAUAUCUGACAGAUUUGACCUUGUGUGGACCUUGUUCUCCUUCUCACCAUGGAAACUUUUUUUCUGAAAAACAAAAAAGAAGAGACAAACCCCACGACUUGUAUUUAAUAACACUCAGAGAGGUGAGAUGUUUUCUUCUGGAUGCAGAUGUGAAGGUUAGAGUUAGGACUAGUGCAGUGUUAAUGAUCUGUGGGAAUGAUCUCAGUGGAACCUUCUUACAAGGAGAGUAAUGUGUGUGUGUAGCUUUAUGUAUGUGCAUGCAUGCGUGUGUUCAUGUGUGUGUGUUCAUGUGUGUGUGUUCAUGAAUGCGCCUGUGUGUGCGUGCAUGUGUAUAUGUGUGUAUCUGUAUGUGUGAGUGUGUGAGUGUGUGUGUGUGUGUGUGAGUGUGCGUGUGUGUAUCUAUGUGUGAGUGUGUGUUUGUGUGUAUGUAUGUGAGUGUGUUUCUAUGUAUGAGUGUGUGUCUGUGUAUGAGUGUGUGUAUGUGAGUGUGUGUGUGUAUCUGUAUGUGUGAGUGUGCGUUUGUGUGUAUGUAUGUGAGUGUGUUUGUAUGAAUGAGUGUAUGUGUGUAUCUGUAUGUGUGAGUGUACGUUUGUGUGUAUGUAUGUGAGUGUUUGUAUGAAUGUGUGUAUGUGUGUAUCUGUAUGUGUGAGUGUGCGUUUGUGUGUAUGUAUGUGAGUGUGUUUGUAUGAAUGAGUGUGUAUGUGUGUAUCUGUAUGUGUGAGUGUGCGUUUGUGUGUAUGUAUGUGAGUGUUUGUGUGUAUGUAUGUGUUUGUGUGUAUGUAUGUGAGUUCUAUGUAUGAGUGUGUGUCUGUGUACGAGUGUGUGUGUGUGUAUGUGAGUGUGUAUGUGUGUAUCUGUAUGAGUGUGCGUUUGUGUGUAUGUAUGAGUGUGUGUCUGUGUAUGAGUGUGUGUGUGUGAGUGUGUAUGUGUGUAUCUGUAUGUGAGUGUGCGUUUGUGUGUAUGUA
Molecule: messenger RNA, 3058 nt
Organism: Hemibagrus wyckioides
Lineage: Eukaryota; Metazoa; Chordata; Actinopteri; Siluriformes; Bagridae
Gene: ttyh2
Product: tweety family member 2
Exons: 14
Coding region: 428-2008 (526 amino acids)
Cellular component (GO): plasma membrane
Molecular function (GO): volume-sensitive chloride channel activity; intracellularly calcium-gated chloride channel activity
Source: RefSeq, a predicted model, not a curated record